This is a messenger RNA of Brienomyrus brachyistius, 4941 nucleotides long. It is a transcript of the gene sntb2, whose product is annotated as syntrophin, beta 2. Lineage: Eukaryota; Metazoa; Chordata; Actinopteri; Osteoglossiformes; Mormyridae. The coding region runs from base 490 to 2262 and encodes 590 amino acids. Gene Ontology annotation, cellular component: synapse; intracellular anatomical structure; dystrophin-associated glycoprotein complex. The transcript is spliced from 7 exons. The record is from RefSeq and is a predicted model, not a curated record. Gene Ontology annotation, molecular function: structural molecule activity; protein binding.
AAAUUACCGAUAACGGGUUUGAAAUAAAGUCCGCAGGGCAGCAGCCGCAGAGCCCACGUCGGCGGAAGGAGCGCCUGCCGGGCCGGGAAGGGUCGUGCCGUGCCGUGCAAUGCCGUGCCGGGCCGCUCCGCCUCGUCCACGCGCGUCGGACCCGCUCCGCCUCUCAUUGGCGGCGCCUCUGAUCCCGCCUCUGCGUCCCGACUUCUCGUUUAGUUUCAGCCGUCGGCGGUUCGCUCUGGCCGCGCUUCAUGAAUAUAUAAAGCGGCCCGGAGCCACGGCUUUCUAAGGGGGAGGGUUUGCGCCUUCUUUAGGAAGGUUCCGCUUCUCGUCUUUCUCGUAAAGUGGUCGGUGCGGAAUUCGGCUCCCGGGUGGGUGUGUCGGAGCGGAGCAGAUCGCGGCGCUUCUACUCACCUCGGGACGGGGCGGGGGGAGGAAGAGCGGAAAAGUUCAAUAUGAAUUUAGUGUGAAGCUCGGACCAGAGUUACUAGCAUGGCCAUCUGGACCCGAGCGGACAAAAAUGGACAGCUGGACCUCCUGUUUCGGGACCGCUGGAUCCGUGUUUCAGCCGAGCUGACCCAAGAGACUUUAACUCUUUCGGCCGAGGCGGAGAUAACUGGACCGGGGAAUGACGCCGAUCACGCAUCGCCGGGCCUGCGGAGCUCGGUGUCCAAUGGAACCCAAUCAGGAGCAUCUCCGGAUAAUCCGAACCGCAGCCGGACGCAGAGCCACGGCGUGCCGCGACGGAGCAGCAGCCCAGUGCGCGGGGGUGUGGGCAGGGGUCAGUCCGAUGGCAGCCACGGCUUCGCCAGUCCCGGUUUGGCCAGGUCGGCAAACGACAACGGAACUAAUUCUGAUUUUGGCAGCCCGGGAUCCAGCUACGGUAGCCCUGGAUCCAGCGUAAGUUCUAAGCACGGUGAUCCCGCCGCCAACUUCGACAACAACCCGUCGGAGGGAGUGCGGAAAGUUCGUGUUAUCAAGCAGGAGUCGGGGGGACUGGGUAUCAGCAUCAAAGGGGGCAGGGAGAACCGAAUGCCCAUCCUGAUCUCGAAGAUCUUCCCGGGACUCGCAGCGGACCAGAGCCAGGCUCUCCGUGUGGGCGACGCGAUCCUGUCUGUCAACGGGAUCGACCUCCGCGACGCGACGCACGACUCUGCGGUGCAGGCGCUUAAGAAGGCCGGCAAAGAGGUGACGCUGGAGGUGAAGUACAUCAGGGAGGUGUCGCCACUCUUCAAGAAGCCCAAUCUGGCAUCGGAUCUACCUUGGGAUGCAAUUCGGGAUGGGGUGCGGGGCACGCACUCCCCCAGCCUGGGCGGGAGUGAGGACUCCGGCUCCCCGACCCACCGGGGCUUCAGUCCCAAGGAUCGGAAAGUCAUACCUCUGAAGAUGUGCUACAUCUGCCGGAACCUGACCAUGCCGGACUUGGAGAACAGGCUGCUGGAGCUGCACUCCCCCGACAACCUGCACACAGUAAUCCUGCGCUGUAAAGACAGUGCCAGUGCCAACUCCUGGUUCACGGCGAUCCACGCCAACAUCACUGCCCUGCUGCCCCAGGCGCUGGCCCACAUCAACUCCAUCCUGCGCAUGGGCGCCGGCGGUUCACACCGCCACGUCAAUCACAUUGGCUGGCUGGCCGAGCAGAUGCAGAUGGACGGCAUGCGGCACCACUACCGGCCGAUUGUCAUGGCGCUGACAGAUAAAGACAUCCUGCUUUUUUACUCGGUGCCCUGGACCCAUGAGGCGUGGGCCUCCCCCAUGGUGAUACACCCACUGCUGGCCACCAGACUUGUGCAUUCCGGCAGUGCCCGUGGCUCCCCAGCGCUGGGCGGGGACCUUGUGUUCGGCACACGAACGGGCACGCCACGUGGGGUCGAGUCCCAUGUUUUCCGAGUAGAGACGCACUGGGACCUGUCGACGUGGACGCGGGUGCUGGUGCAGGGAGGCAACGCAGCCGCCGCGCUCGUGAAGGAGGUGUCCAUCGGCUGCCUUUUCGGCCAGCAGGAAGUGCGGCUCACCGUGCACUAUGAGAAGGGCUUCACCGUCACCCGCGAGAAGGACGACUCUGCAGGGGACCCCGUGCUCUUCCGCUACCCCUUCGAGAAGCUUCGCAUGUCGGCCGAUGAUGGGGUCCGCAACCUUUACCUGGACUUCGGGGGGCCCGAGGGCGAGCUGGGGUUCGACCUGAACACCAGCCCCAAACCCAUGGUGUUUGUGCUCCAUUCCUUCCUGUCUGCUAAACUGACGCGCCUGGGGCUGCAGACAUGAGGCCAAGGAGCCAGGAGGGGGCAGCAUCUUCCUUCCCGUUACUCCUGUGCCAUCCAUGGCAACCGUGCGGGCCUGUCCCUGCCAUCUGCCUGCCUGUCUGUCUGUCUGUCCCCGGCCGUCUCUGCAUGUGUGCGCUCCGUCAGACCAGGUGGCUCUGCCACUGGCUCUAUCAGGAUUGCCGAAUGUGCCUUAAGUGAAAUGAGGACGAAAGGAGGAAGAAAAAGCUUAUUAAACUGUGCCAUUUCUUUUUUUUUGCCGUUUUAAGAGGCCAUAGUGUUAAAAGAUGCUUCAAACGAUAUGCACAGAAAUAGCGACAUAUAUAUUUUUAUAUACUUUCUCUAUUUUAUUUGUUUUACUCUGCAUGACUUGAUUGUACUUUUUAUGACAUUCUAGUUGUUGGAAGCGGGAGCCUGACUUUCCCAGGGUCCUUGAUCACGAAAGUUCAGCACUACCCAGUGCCCCCCCCCCCCCCCCCCCAGUGUGACGGCACACCUUUGACCCCAUAAUUAACAUAUUUAUGAUUUAUUCAUUUCGCGUCGUUACAUUUUCAUUAUUUGCCAAACCACACCUCCCCCUUCAUCUUUGUCAUGUUUUUUCCCCUCUGAAUUUAUACAAAUAUGAAUGUGUGCUGGUUGAGGUUUUGUGCCCCCCCCCAGUGGUCAGCAGGAGUACUGCUUCUCACUUACUCAUUGACAUGCUAAUCUGCAGUCUCCUGCUGCCUCUGAGACACAUUCGUCACACAUGCAGUACCAGUCAAAGGUCUGGACAUACCGAUUUACAAUAAUUUGUUUUUCAACAAGAUAAGUAACCCUAAGCACACCAUGACGUUAUGCAAGUACCGCAUUAUCUUGUGAGCAUAGUAAGAGAUGGAGUGCUGUAACAGAUAACCUGGCCCCCACAAUUCCUCCCAACCAUGACUUAGCAGUGCUGUCAUCAAAGCAAAGUAGGGGCAUUUUAAGCUGUCUAAAAUUUGAGAAAAAUUUGUAAUGCUGAACACUUCUCCUGGUUGCUGCAGUAUUUGACAUGUAUUACUUCAUGGCCUCAAGACCUUUUACUGUACGGUGAAUAAGAGCUAAAAUGGAGACACGCGCAUUAAGAGCAGGUGUGUCUAGACUUUUGACUGGUAGUGUACCAGGACUUGCCAUGGGUGUUCUGGCAGCUUAGGCAAGAUUCUGACCCUGACGCCCCCCCUCUGCGCCCCCCCUCAGCCUCCCAGAGCAACAGAAUUUGGUCCGAGUCAUUUCAGUUACAACAUUUCAGUAUUGCAGGAUAUCUGGUUAACAAAUAUCUGUUUCACAAGACAAGUAGUGAAAGAUUAAGUCUAGUGUAAAUAAUGUCAUGGAAUGCAACCAGAGGCAUUUCUUCUGAUUUUCCUUCACUUGCUCUUUUGCCCCCAAUCAAAUGGCACCCUAGAUGAUCCUCUGUUUUUCCUGUAGGGUGGGCCAGUCUUGCUGUUAAACCACUUUUACAACGUGACGAACGGGUUAGAACCACAUCUGAUUUAUUCUGAGAAGCACAGAUUUAUGUUUUACCGCGUUCUCUAGAGUAAUUUUCCGCAUUCCCUUUGCUUUCACAUGAAAUAUUUGAAGUACUACAAUCAGGGCUACAUUAACGCAGCCGCGGCCCCGUGGAUAGGGGUGGGAUGCAUCGUAGUUCUUAAGUCUUCCACAUGUUGCUUAUGUGUUGAAAUCAUUUAAAGCAGAAUGUAUUACACAAGACCUUAAAGAAGAAUUCAUCUUGGAUGUACGUGCCUUGAUGUUGCAGUUUCCUGCCGUACUAAGGAAUCUGGAAGAUCGAUAACGGACUUGUCAUAACAGGACGAGAUGUCCGUAGAGUUCUCACAAUAUGACUGAUGUAUGUUUUUCUGUUCUGUGGUGUUAAUUUUAUGAGUAUUACCCCUUAUGUGUUACUUAGGAUUAAUAUUUCUUAUGGACUGAGGGGGCUUUGCUAUUCUGUUAUGGAGAUGAACCAGGCCCCCCCUCCCGGCCGCGUUUCUGCACUCCUGCUGCAGUCAGUCAGUCAUGCGUCUGGGCUUUUUUUUUUUUUUUUCGGGGGGGGGUCGCUAUGCGUCUCCUGCCGUAUUUUAUUUCAAUUUUGAGGCACCCAAAAGCCAGGUCAUUGUUUUCCAGAUUUAUGCAGCCUGAGGAAAGUUUAGAGAAUAUGUAAGUUCUCUCGGGCAAAAGGAUUUUCUCUGCUGAUAUCUGUUUCGGACGGAUCGGUUUAAACAGCCACGCAGUUGUUGUUUUAUUAUUAUCAUUAUUGUUGUUAUUCUUAUUAUUAUUAUUAUUAUUAUUAUUAUUAUUAUUAUUAGUAGCAGUAUUAUUAUUUGAUUAUUUUUAAAGUUGUACCAGACUAGUUCACUAAACUGAAAUGACCUAGUCUGUCUUCUGACUGUUAAGCUUCUGCUAUGCUACUGUCAGGUUAUUGCGCCCUGUUUAAAUAGUUAUGCUUGUGUGUGGAAGGGAGGCUCGUCCAACCAAAGAUUUCAACAGCAGUGAGCAUCCGUUGCAAUCACAUAUAUCACAAUCAAAAGGGUUUACUGCUGUGAUUUUUUUUUUUUUAAACUAUGUACUACAUUUUAAGCCUGCACUCUUAAGACAUACAAAUAUAUAGCACUAUUUCAAUGUUAAAAUAUUAAAACUGUAAAUAUCUUAUAAAUUAAAAAAAACACUUUUCCCA